CCGCCAAAGCAGCUGGGUUUACAAGAGUUCUAUGACUACGUAAAGGCACAGUUAAUAGCCAGCAAAGGAUACCCUGUCGAAGAGUACGACAUCAUGACGAAAGACUGGUACGUCAUCACUGUGCAAAGAAUACCGGCUGGACGAGGAGGAAUUUCUGGUGGAAUUGGAAAACGAAAGCCAGUCGUAUUUUUGAUGAGCGGAUUGGAAGGCUGCAGUGCGGACUAUGUGGUGAACAUGCCGCACCAGAGUCUCGGUUUCAUCCUAGCUGACAAUGGCUUUGACGUAUGGAUUGGCAAUGUGAGAGGCACCAAGUAUUCGCGCCAUGUCUUCCUAAAAAAGAAAAACAGAGAAUUUUGGAACUUCUGCCUCGACGAAAUGAUUCAGUAUGACCUACCAGCGCAAAUAGACGGGAUACUGUACUAUACUGGGGAAGCAGCCCUGCAUUUCGUUGGAUGGUCUCAGGGAGGUGGAAUAAUGUUCGGUUUGCUUGCCGAUAGGCCCGAAUACAACAAAAAGGUCAAACUUCUCCACGCUUUGGCACCAGCAGUUUUCAUGGGUCACAUGACCGCGCCAGUCAGAUGCUUGAUUAACAUGUCGAAUCCUGUUCUGAAAAUUGCAGACUUGUUCUUCAGAGGAACAGUGACGGGAAGAAACGAGCAACUUCUAAACAAAGUGAAAUUAUUGUCCUGCAGAAGUGUUCGACCAGAUGGCCUGUGCAAUGCGAGCUUCAUCCUUAUGAACGGAGGAUAUCCCAUCGACAUGAACACGACGAGGCUACCUGUAUACUUGGCGAACGACCCUGCAGGAACGUCAGUGCGCAACGUCCUUCACUUGGCUCAGGUGACAAUGGCGAAUGAAUUUCGAAAGUUUGACUGGGGGCCACUUAAGAACAAACGCAUAUACGGACAGAAACGUCCACCGUUGUACGAUAUCAGAAAAGUCACGGCUCCAGUGGCCAUCUACUGGGGCGACGGAGACCGUCUCACAACUCCACGUGACAUAGAACGUCUGAUUCAAAGCCUGCCCAAUGUCGUACUUGUUUAUAAAGUACCAGUGCCCGGCUUCACGCACCUGGAUUUCGGCUGGAGUAUCACGGCAUGGCAACACCUUUACAAAACAAUUGUGAAAAUGAUCAAACUAUACCCGUAAAUAAACGUCCCUGCAU
Molecule: messenger RNA, 1165 nt
Organism: Rhipicephalus sanguineus (brown dog tick)
Lineage: Eukaryota; Metazoa; Arthropoda; Arachnida; Ixodida; Ixodidae
Product: gastric triacylglycerol lipase
Exons: 9
Coding region: 94-1149 (351 amino acids)
Molecular function (GO): hydrolase activity, acting on ester bonds
Source: RefSeq, a predicted model, not a curated record